UAGCAAACCAAAUCAUAUACUACCACAAAAUGCAGAGAUUUACCGCCGCUAUCCGUACUGCUCCGGCUCUCCGUGUCGCCCGUGUUCCCAGGGCAAUGGCCGCUGCUGGUCAGGUCCGUUCCAUGUCCUCCGCUCACGAUGAGGAGGACUUCGACUCCUUCAACGCUCGCUACACCAAGUUCUUCGAGGAGUGCGAGGACGUUUUCGAGCUCCAGCGUGGUCUUAACAACUCUUUCUCCUACGAUUUGGUUCCUUCCCCAGAGACCGUUACCUCUGCAUUGAAGGCCGCUCGCCGUAUUAACGACUACCCUACCGCUGUCCGUGUUUUCGAGGGUUUGAGGCAGAAGGUUGAGAACAAGACUCAGUACCAGGCUUACGUGGACGAGUUGGCGCCUAUUCGCAAGGAGCUGGGUAUUGAGCUUCCGGAGGAGCUUGUCCUCUAG
Molecule: messenger RNA, 443 nt
Organism: Saitoella complicata NRRL Y-17804
Lineage: Eukaryota; Fungi; Ascomycota; Saitoellomycetes; Saitoellales; Saitoellaceae
Product: COX5A-domain-containing protein
Exons: 3
Coding region: 30-443 (137 amino acids)
Biological process (GO): mitochondrial electron transport, cytochrome c to oxygen
Cellular component (GO): mitochondrial inner membrane
Source: RefSeq, a predicted model, not a curated record